This is a messenger RNA of Cordyceps militaris CM01, 1605 nucleotides long. RefSeq names its product glutamine synthetase. The record is from RefSeq and is a predicted model, not a curated record. Gene Ontology annotation, molecular function: glutamine synthetase activity. The transcript has 4 exons. Lineage: Eukaryota; Fungi; Ascomycota; Sordariomycetes; Hypocreales; Cordycipitaceae. The coding region runs from base 1 to 1605 and encodes 534 amino acids.
AUGUGUAGUUACAUGGGUGCGAUAACGGCGCUCUGGAACCGCAUUGCUCGAAGUACUGAGACGAGGACGUACCACUGUACAGAGGCAGGAGCUGCCGCCUGUCUCUCUGGCACACUUGUCCCCGCCGCCAUGACGACACCGAACCCCAAGGCCCUCACGGCCCAGGACCUGCCCAAGCUGCUCGAAAACGACAACCGCAUUAAGCUCGCCGGCCUCGAUGUUGACGGUAUCCUCCGCGGCAAGGUCAUCUCCAAGAAGAAGUUCCUCUCCGUCGCCGAGGCUGGCUUUGGCUUCUGCUCCGUUAUCUUUGGCUGGGACAUGCACGACAAAACCUACAUGCGCGAGCUCAAAAUCUCAAAUGCUGAGAAUGGCUACCGCGACAUACUUGCCAUCCCCGACCUGUCCACAUUUCGGAGAAUUCCCUGGGAAAACAACAUUCCUUUUUUUCUCAUCAGCUUUGUCGACCCCGAAACCAAAAAGCCCAUAUGCGCCUGCCCACGUGGCCUGCUGCGAGAACAACUCGAGCGCCUCCGCAGUAAUGGCUACGGUGCAAUGGCUGGUGCCGAGUACGAGUUUUACACCUUCAAGACGCCCGACUCCUCCAAAUCCCCCGCCGCUUUCUUGCUACAAAACCCCCACGAUCAGCUACCUUCUCUCACAGAGGGCAUGUUUGGCUACUCUCUGAGCCGUCCCGUCCACAACAAAGACUACUACUACGAGAUCUUUGACAGCUGCGUCAACUUUGCCUGUAACAUCGAAGGCUGGCACACAGAGUCGGGCCCUGGCGUCUUUGAAGCUGCCCUCGAGUUUGACGAGGCCGCCGAGAUGGCCGACCGCGCCAGUCUCUUCAAAUACGUCGUAAAAAGCGUCGGAGCACAGCAUGGUAUUAUUCCGUGCUUCAUGGCCAAGCCCAAGCAAGGGCUGCCUGGAAACAGUGGCCACGUGCACGUCUCUCUUGUUGACAAGGACGGCAAGAAUCUGCUUGCCCGCGACACCCCCGACGAGAAUGCGCAGUGGAAGGACAUUGCCCACCUCUCCGACCUCGGCCGACACUUCCUCGCCGGUAUCCUUGUCGGCCUGCCCGACAUUAUGCCUCUCUUUGCGCCGAACAUCAACUCGUACAAACGCCUGGUGGAAAACUUUUGGGCGCCCGUCACCGUCUCUUGGGGCCUCGAGCACCGCGCCGCCUCGAUUCGUCUCCUCUCGCCGCCCACGUCCAAGCCGUCGGCCACGCGCUUCGAGGUCCGCGUCCCCGGCGCCGACACGAACCCGCACUUUGUCAUGGCCGCCAUCAUCGGCUGCGGCUGGCGCGGCGUCGAACAAAAGCUCGAAAUUCCCUGCCCGCCCCUCGCCUUGGGCCAAGAUGUAGGCGGCGACGCCGACAUGGGCGAGCGCCUGGCCAAGGGCCUCAAGGAGGCGACGGAGCGCUUCAUGCGCAAGGACAGCAUCGCCCGCCAAGUCUUUGGCGACGACUUUGUCGAUCACUUUGGCGGCACCCGCGAAAACGAAGCUCGCUUAUACGACGAAGCCGUCACUGAUUGGUAUGUCCCUCUCCUCGUCCUACAUGCCAUGAUGACCUACCUCAAUGUCGACUACGAUUGCUAA